UGUUAUAUACAGACAAUUGCUGUGAGUCCUCCGUGCUUCAUAGACUGCCUUACAAACUCCUCCAACCUAACUCCCAAAACACUCGCUUGAGUUCGUUUUCUCUUUUAGCCUCUCCUGCUCUUGGAGAGAUUGGUGGGUUGGCAUGGAAUGCCCAGGAGAAUCUUGAAAAGCUCAGAGACAAACUUGGUGAAUUUAGCCUCUCCUGCUCUUGGAGAGAUUGGUGGAUUGGCAUGGAAUGCCCAGGAGAAUCUCGAAAAGCUCAGGGACAAACUAUCAGCGAUCAAAGUUGUACUUCUGGAUGCAGAGGAAUAGAGAAAGCCUAGAACGACUCAGUGAAAGAUUGGAUGAGAAGGCUAAGGACGCUGUUUACGAUGCAGAUGAUGUGGUAGAUGGUUUGCAACAGAAGCUUUGCGACUUCAAUUGGGGAUCCGUGGAAGCAUAAUAGAGGAGUUUGCAGCCAUGCAAGUUUAUUUGAAAACGGUCGGAUGCUUUUCAAUUAUAUUGCAGAACAUGACAUGCAGCCAGGGGUGGAGCACUACUCUUGCUUGGAUAACCUUCUUGGCCGAACAGGUUUGUGCAAACUAGGACUUCUCCAGGAGUUAGAUCUUAGUAGCGUGGGUAAUUUCCACCACUCAUGUUUGAAAAGUUUGAGAUCCCUUUGGCUAUUGGAUCUUUCGAAUAAUCAAUUGGAAGGAAGCAUUGACACAUCAAUCCUUACUACUCCUACUUCACUUGAGUACCUUUUUCUUUCAAAUAACUACCUUAAAGGUUCUUUUUCAUUUAGCUUAGCUAACCAUUCCAAACUUGAGGUGUUUCAAAGUAUAAAUAAUAAGCUAGUGGUGGAAACUGAGUAUUCAACCUGGGUUCCAGCCUUCCAAUUGAAAUCUCUUGUUUUAUCAAGCUUCACAUUCAAAAAUGGUGCUAUUCCAAGCUUCAUGUACCACCACAACAUGAAUUGAAAAUAGUUGAACUCUCCAAUAACAACUUAAAGGGACAGUUUCCCACAUGGUUAUUGGAGAACAAUACCAGAUUAAUGAAACUAGAUCUAAUGAAUA
This is a messenger RNA of Nelumbo nucifera (sacred lotus), 1055 nucleotides long. The record is from RefSeq and is a predicted model, not a curated record. NCBI's taxonomy places the organism in Eukaryota, Viridiplantae, Streptophyta, Magnoliopsida, Proteales, Nelumbonaceae.